Molecule: messenger RNA, 798 nt
Organism: Opisthorchis viverrini
Lineage: Eukaryota; Metazoa; Platyhelminthes; Trematoda; Opisthorchiida; Opisthorchiidae
Exons: 2
Coding region: 1-798 (265 amino acids)
Source: RefSeq, a predicted model, not a curated record
AUGACAGCAGUGGUCGACGACGGCGGAUUUAGAGUAGACUCUUCUUCCACUGCUACCGCCGGUUCGGAUUCCUCUAAUCCAUCAGUUAAUUUGUUAAAACGUGGCUCAAACGAGUCGAAUGAUUUUUCAUCCUCGCAGGGAUGUUUGAUUGUCAAUCAAACCGGUUCACCUGACUGUGCGAAACGUUCACGUGACAUUGAUGAUCAAGAAGUGUUGGACUUAACGAUCAAUUCCUCACUAGGACCAGUGAACGGAUCCAAGCCAUCGUCAGCUCACGAUCCUGACACAACCGGUGUGUUGUUCUACUCGAAAUCCCCGUCAAGUACACCAAGCCCUCAAUCUUCGAGUUCUUCGCAAACGAACUUUACUUCGUUUGUGAUGGGAAAGGGAAUGGACCAAACACAGCAGUCCACAUGGUGCACUACUCCGCAACCUGCACACACAGCAAAGUUGUGUAGUCCAGUGCCGAUACCGCAGGGUAACCUGUUCCCCACCUCCUGCCUUGCUCCAGUCGACUUCAAUGCACUUAUGCAACAUCAUAUGGGAGUUAAUGCAGCGGCGGUUGCGGCCGCAGCUGCCUCUCUUAAUCUGUUCGGAGCAACCCCUUGGGCGAGGCGUCGAGUCAGAUCACAGGUUCCCAUUUUCUUCGUUGUCAGAGGCAACAAAACCUCGGAGAAGCCGGUGCUGGAGAGGGUCAAUCGAGGGUUAAUUGUGACGCGAGCGACGUCAAAGAAGAUGGCCUCGUCCAUAACCAGUCUUGUGCACUCAGAGAAGAAACUUGCUGAGGAUAUCUGCUAG